AUGUGGAGAUCCCAUCCGGAUGGAUCGGCCAGAAUGGCUAGAAGAUAUCACAAUCGAUCCAUCCGAAUAGCCCAAAGCGAACGCAGUUCCGUCAGGGGAGACGCAGAACGUGGUGACCUUUUUAGACUAGGGAAACAGUUAGCUAAUGGGUUUGCUAAUAACAACGAAUGGAAGGACGGUGGCUCGAUACAGAUGAUCGCCCUUGGGGUGACUAGAUCUGAAUUGGGCUCGGGGGGUGAAUCUACUCUUAAACAACCCAUGAGCAAAAGACGCCUGGAGCUAUUUUAUAGGAAGAAUUCAAGAGAUUAUCAGCUAUAUGGGCGUUUUGGUCAACACCACGCUGCGCCAGCGCACCCAGCUUUCUCGACUACCGAUUUGACUCGCAGGACGAGGAUGUGGGAGGGCGGGUGA
This is a messenger RNA of Acaulospora colombiana, 411 nucleotides long. NCBI's taxonomy places the organism in Eukaryota, Fungi, Glomeromycota, Glomeromycetes, Diversisporales, Acaulosporaceae. The record is from the annotation of a GenBank genome assembly.